AGCGGCUGCGUCUGCGUCUGCGUUUGCGUACGCCUUUACCUUUAAGGACCGGCGACGUUUUUUUUGUCCACCAGACAGCUCGUUUCCCACAUACGCACGUACGGUUGUCUACCGUCAAGGCUUUUUGUGUACCGGCCCGUGUCUUUUAAAACCCAUCGCGUUGACGGUUUCUUUCUUCUAUCUGCUCUCGACAUUUUUGUUGUCAUUUGCGUCGGCCGAACUCACGCGUCGGAGGGGAGCGAGAGGACGACACGGAGCUCGAAUACAUCGCGUAGAGGAGGGGACGAAGACACGGAGGGGGUGUUCUCUCAAAAUAUACUAUCCCUUUAAAACAAGGGGGACACGGCGGUGGGGGAGAGAUAGCGGGGCAGAGAAGACGGGAUAAAAAAAGAAAAGGAAGAAAGAGCGAGGGUGGGAGGGCGAGAGUAUUGCAGGGGAAAAAAAGAAAAAUGUCAUCCUCUCGAUUGAAAUGCCGAGGCGGAGCCAUGGACAACGACCGGUAAAGUGCUCGCAAGACGGGAAUUGGAUUUAACGCGACGCCGAGGCUCGAAUAGAUGCUGCUCGGGGCCUGGAUGGAGAAUAUAAUAAUAAAAAUGAUGGCAUUCAGUUUAUCUACGCCAUGAGUUCGCUAAUGGCAAUCAAACAAUAAAAUGCCAUUUGUUUUGAAAAUGAUAUUAUUUUGCAUGAAAAAUGUGUUGUUUCACAUGGCGGUGUCAUUAACGAGAAAGCAUUACAUGCAGUAAAACAAAUGUUAUGCAUCCUAAAGCAUGAUGAGCCACCGGUACAUGACAAUGGGGCGUUGCAUCCGCUUGUUAUUUUGAGAGAUUGACAUCUGUAGUCAAUUGAAUUUACAUCAUCAUUUAUAAUCGAGAGCGUCAGUGCUCUAUUUUAAUAUUUAGGACUAAAAUUGCAUAUUAGUGUACUUUUUUAUUUUAGUGGUGGCGUCGUUUUGCAUGUAGUGGCUUGUCACGGAACAAAGUCGUCUUAUAAAUACUUAACACUUAAACAUACAGAAAGAACUUUGUCAAGGGAAAUACUAGUUUAGUCCAGACGGCAGCUGUCCAGUUUCACACCUCAAGAUGGAUGCAGCUUGGAGCAACUUCCUCUUUCAGACUCCGCCUUCACAGUCCCAAACUGAUGCGACCCUCCAAUCAGAUCUUUUGCCGGAGCUCACGGAUGCCUCUCAGGACCCGCCUCCUGAAGACUUACCCCCGCCCCCAUCCACAGUGGACACGGCAGCGCUGAGUGAGGAGCCUUUACUGGUGAAACCAGUUUCUCGACCAGCCCGACCUGCACACAUCUGCUCCAUAUGUAACAAGCAGUUUAAGAACAGCUAUAACCUGCGGCGUCACCAGUCGGUCCACACCGGCGUGAAGAUGAAGGACAGGGCUGCCAGAGAGAAAUUAGAUGGAGGGAAGGCCGGAGCACGUGUGGAGAGACAGAGCAUCCCGCUUUCCCUUCUUCAUCUGUCCAUACCUGCCUCUAUACCUACAGCAGUCGACCCCAUGGCCCAUCCUUCCCCUAUUGGAAAUCAGCAGACAGUUUCUCUCUCUAUUGCCCCAGCAACGGUUGCCAUGACGGUCACCCAGCCCCUCCCUACCGCAGUGGUGGUUACUGGGACAAUGGUUCAGGUUGGUUUGGCUGCACCAAAUAGCAACGCAGACGACAACCUCAAUAAUCCCACCCCGAUCCAAAUAUCUAUCCCCAUAACAAAUACUCUGCCAGUAAACGCAUCUCCUAAUCCCAAUCCAAACCCCAAUCCGGUAAGGAAGAACCAUGCUUGUGAGGCUUGUGGAAAGGCGUUCAGGGACGUGUACCAUCUGAACCGGCAUCGACUGUCCCAUUCCGAUGAGAAGCCGUACUCCUGUCCGAUCUGUCAGCAGAGGUUUAAGAGAAAGGAUCGCAUGAGUUAUCAUGUCAGGUCACAUCAGGGAGGGGUAGAGAAACCAUACGUGUGUCCUCAUUGUGCCAAGGGGUUCUCUCGGCCAGACCAUCUUAACAGUCAUGUGCGACAGGUGCAUUCCACAGAAAGACCCUUCAAAUGUCCGACGUGCGAAUCUGCGUUCGCUACUAAGGACCGGUUACGAGCUCAUAUGGUCAGACACGAGGACAAGGUUCCCUGCCACAUAUGUGGCAAACUUCUCUCCCCUGCUUACAUCACUGAUCACAUGAGGGUCCAUAACCAGUCACAGCAUCAUGUCUGCCACAUUUGCAACCGCAGUUUCACCACGCUGACGUACCUGCGUGUCCAUGCUCAGAAGCACCACGGGCAAGAGUGGAAGGAUGGUGGGGUCGGCCGUGGGUCCGGUCCAGGGGGGGUGCUGUUGUGCCAGUUGUGCGGGGUGCACUGUAAGACACCCACACAGCUGCAGGGCCACAUGGCCACACAUGCCAACCAGACAGACCCCAAUGUUCCCUGCCCCAUCAGCAGCAGUUCAAUUGCAACUGUGGGUGCGACGACUUCAGUUUCCAAUACUCCAAUCACGGUUGGCCUGCUGGUGACUGACUGCUCCAGUAUCGCUACUCAGAGCCACAGCUAGCCAACAGCACACCACGAAGAGGGAGGGGUGGGUUUGGAUGAAAGGGGGAUUAAUAGAGACUAUUGUACUAGAGGAUUGUUCAAACCUGGACAGGUGAGGAAUGAAGUAAACUAGGCAGAGCUGAUAUAUUGAACAUUCACAAAGUCGUGAUUCAGAGAUCAUUGUGUAUAUCACAAUGAUUUUAACGUGAUGUAACGUGUGCCUAAAAUUUACAUGAGUUUUUUUUAACAUCGUCUCUUGGCAAAAAAAAGAAUGUUGUUAAGAUCAGUUCAUUUUUGUGAAUCAAUUCAAAACUCAGUUUGUGUUGUCAUUUAGUCUAAUGGAAUCCCCUUCAUGGCUUUUAACAUGCUUGAAAAUGUUUAAAAACAAAAUAUAUCACUGUUCAUAACUACGUUGUGUGCAUGUAAGGAAUAAGAUAUAUUAAUAUAUGCAGAUAUUUGCUUUAACCAUAACACCCAUACAUUUUUCUCAUGUUUUUUAACAUAGCCUCCUCUUAUCCCGUGUUGGGUAAUUUGUUUAUUAAUGGAGAUAUUACCAUAGAGGAGGAGCCAUUGUGAAUGCAAAUCAACAUUACCAAUCAAACCUCACUGUUUUCCCAUCCAAGGCUGCCAUGGAAAUGCCAACACAAAAAUUACCGUGGAAACCUACUCGUUAACCAACCCCUCCCAUUCACCUUUCCAUCUUCCUGGCACUGUGCUAGAACUAAAUGACUUUCUCCAAACGUGUGACAUAUCCUCAAGAAACAUCAUCUUGCUUCAAAUUCAUUUUUAUGUUCCUUGUAUGUUUUAAUCUGGUAUGAUGGAUGCAGUACGAUAUUGUUUUGAGGAAGAAACCUCUUGUUUCUAUGACGAUCUGCUGGAUGAAUGGUUGGGGUGUCAGUCAUUUCCCGAUGGAGAGAUCACUCUGGUUUUAAUUGUUGACUGUCCCAAUUCAUUAUGAAAAUAUUCCACAUAGGAAAGUAGAAGAGUAAGAAGAAUUGACACGUUAUGCCUCCUAACCUUUUCUGUAUAUUAUUAGAACUCACAUUAACUUAUGGUCUUGAAAAUGAAGAAGACACAUUUUAUAAAUGAAUAUACUCUGUUGUAAGAGACCAUCAUAAAUGAUCUUUACAUGAAUGGACCACUACACAGAACGUCCGAGGGGAUCAAAUAUGGUGCCAUUUCCUCUCUUUAAUCCAUGCAAAGGGAUGUAAGGAUUUCAAACGUUACAUGGACAAAAUAUUUAUAUUUGUAAUGUAUGUGGUAUAUGUGAAAGCUUCAAAAGCAUAUUGUUAAAUGACUCCUUUGAUAUUUCUCCCAGUUCUCAUUGAUCUUGAUUUAUCUACUAACUUUUGUUUUCAAGUGAGGAUGUUAAUUGUAAAGUUAAUGAAGCUGCAUAGGAAUUUUCAAGUUCUGUUUGUGUUUAUGCUUGUUAUGCCAAUAUGUGUUGGUGUCGCUGUACUCUUAUCCUAAUGAAUCUCUGUACAAUGAUCUUGCACCUAAUUAUACUGCAUUUAACUAA
Molecule: messenger RNA, 4040 nt
Organism: Triplophysa dalaica
Lineage: Eukaryota; Metazoa; Chordata; Actinopteri; Cypriniformes; Nemacheilidae
Gene: maza
Product: vascular endothelial zinc finger 1
Exons: 7
Coding region: 1080-2540 (486 amino acids)
Biological process (GO): regulation of transcription by RNA polymerase II
Molecular function (GO): RNA polymerase II cis-regulatory region sequence-specific DNA binding; DNA-binding transcription factor activity
Source: RefSeq, a predicted model, not a curated record